Hevea brasiliensis (rubber tree) is the source of this 2214-nucleotide messenger RNA. RefSeq names its product wall-associated receptor kinase 2-like. Gene Ontology annotation, cellular component: plasma membrane. The transcript has 3 exons. The record is from RefSeq and is a predicted model, not a curated record. NCBI's taxonomy places the organism in Eukaryota, Viridiplantae, Streptophyta, Magnoliopsida, Malpighiales, Euphorbiaceae. Gene Ontology annotation, molecular function: ATP binding; protein serine/threonine kinase activity; polysaccharide binding. The coding region runs from base 1 to 2214 and encodes 737 amino acids. Gene Ontology annotation, biological process: cell surface receptor signaling pathway; protein phosphorylation.
AUGCUGAAGUGGGUUUUGUGGUACGUGAUGUUAUUAGUGUGCUGGAUAUCAAACAUAGCAGCAGCACCACCGGCAGAUGCAAAUAUAUCUGGUAAUUGCCCUCAAACAUGUGGGAAUGUUCUUGUUCCAUACCCAUUUGGGUUCAGGGACACAUCUGCUGCUCAGGCUGCUAAUAAGCCAACAUGUGCCAUGAACGAUGCCUUCAUGUUCACCUGCAAUUCCACGUACAGUCCUCCUCGACUGUAUUUUGACACUGGAAUGCGUAUUGAAAAUUUAUCGGUACAGGAAGGAACCAUCUCUGUCAGAACGAAUGAAGCUUUCGAUUGCUACAACAAAUCAGGGAAGGCCAGAAGUUCUGACCAGAUCAUAAGGUUGAGAGAAGGCCCAUUCAGGUUCUCUGAUACCCGCAACAAGUUCACAGCUGUUGGAUGUGAUACCUUAGCCUUCAUGACAGAUGCAGAGGGGACCUUUCUUAGUGGUUGCUUCUCUAUAUGCCUUGAGAACAACACAAUGCUAGAGGGUUCUUGCUCAGGUAUUGGUUGCUGCCAGACUGCUUUGCCAAAGGGUCUCAAGACCUUAAACGUAAGUGUUACAAGUGUAAACAAUCAUAGCAAUGUUUUGAGCUUCAAUCCAUGUGGGUUUGCGUUUUUAGCCGACCAGAGGUCCUUCAAGGUCUCAGAUUUGCGACUCUCUGAUUACCCAUAUUCAAAUUUAACAAAGGAUUAUGCAACUUCAGAUUUUGUGAUUGAAUGGGUAGUAAGAGAGGAGACAUGUGAAGCAGCCCAAUUAAGUUCAGACGGAUAUGCUUGUGGCAAUAAUACUCACUGUACCUUUUCUCCUAAUGGCAAAGGAUAUCGAUGCUUAUGCAAAGCAGGAUUCACAGGAAAUCCUUAUCUGCCGCAAGGAUGCCAAGACAUCGAUGAGUGCAUGGAACCACAAAAAUAUCCGUGCAAAGGUUCUUGCAAGAAUACAAUUGGGAAUUACACAUGCAGAUGCCCACUUGGGAUGCAUGGUGAUGGCAAAAGUGGUUGUCAGGGAUUUCGCAUCACAACCAUUGCCACAGUUCUUGGAGCAGUCAUGUUCGUUUCAAUUAUCAGUGUUUUGAUUCUGAUCAUAUGGAAGAAGCGAAUAAAAGAGAAGAACUUUUUAGAAAAUGGAGGUAAAUUAUUAAAGCACCAACGAGUCAGAGUCUUUACUGAAGCAGAGCUAGCAAAAGCUACAAAAAAUUACGUUACAAGUCAGUUGCUCGGGGAAGGUGGUUUCGGGUCUGUUUACAAAGGAGUUUUAGCAGAUAACACACAAAUUGCAGUAAAAAGACCAAAAGACAUGGACAAAACUCAACUAAAUCAAGAGUUUCAACAUGAAAUUGCCAUUGUUUCACAAGUUAACCAUAAAAAUGUAGUCAAGAUCUUAGGCCUGUGUUUGGAGACCACAAUUCCAUUGUUAGUUUAUGAGUUCAUUUCAAAUGGAAGUCUAUAUCAACAUAUCCAUCAAAAGAAGUCUCAAAUACUAGCAAACUGGAGAAAUCGUAUGAAAAUUGCUGCAGAGACUGCGCUGGCACUUGACUACUUGCAUUCUCUAGCAAACCCUCCAAUUGUUCAUGGAGAUAUCAAGUCUGCGAACAUUCUCCUGGAUGAUCAGUACACUGUGAAGGUAGCUGAUUUUGGUGCUUCAAUGAUAAUUUCUCCAAAUCAAUCUAAUAUGGUCACAAAAAUACAGGGGACUUUUGGCUACUUAGAUCCGGAGUAUCUUAUGACAGGUAAUUUGACAGAAAAAAGUGAUGUAUAUAGUUUUGGGGUUGUUCUUGUUGAGCUCUUAUCAGGAGUGAAGCCAAACUCUAAUCUAGUCAUGAGAUCAGAGGAAAAGACUAACAUCAUUCAAGAAUUUCUCUCAUCUCUGGAAAAUAAGAAUCUCUCUGAAAUACUUUGUUUCAAUGUAACUGAUGAAGAAAUGGAAGAGAUUGGAGUUUUUGCAGAGCUUGCAAAACGGUGCUUGAGCAAUAGUGGGGUGAAUAGGCCAACCAUGAAAGAUGUAACCGAAGAGCUUGGCAGGUUGAUGAAGUUGCAUCAGAGUUUAUGGGCUCAGCAAAACAGUAAAGAGACUGAGAACUUACUGGGUGAUGAUUCAUCAUCUUACCUUCCCAUUGAAAUUGAAACAACAAAGAUGAAGCAACCUGACACGUACACCCUUAAUAUGACAACAUUUGACUUUUGA